Messenger RNA from Blastomyces dermatitidis ER-3, 3487 nucleotides. RefSeq lists its product as uncharacterized. NCBI's taxonomy places the organism in Eukaryota, Fungi, Ascomycota, Eurotiomycetes, Onygenales, Ajellomycetaceae. The record is from RefSeq and is a predicted model, not a curated record. The transcript has 7 exons. The coding region runs from base 1406 to 2011 and encodes 201 amino acids.
GGGUUGGGUUUGAUGGUUUGAAUGAUUUGCGAGUGCGUGGCUGAGCUGUGGUGGCAAACAGUCAAGGGAAAUAAAGAAAAUGAUUUAACUGGCACGUGCCGGUGACCGCGUGCUGUGUAGAGCCGACGGCCGAUUAAGUGUGGAGAAAUGCGAGCAGAGAAUACAAUGGGGGAUUGCUUGAUCGAAGGGUAUCUGACUGAGCGGAGACGGGGCCCAGGACACAGGGGUGGGAAAAAUGAAAAGAGACUUGUUUGGAUCAGAGUGGAUUGAUUGUUCUUUUGGUUCAGAGAUGAGGUCAGAAGAAUGCGGCGAGGUGUAACUUAGCUUCGGUGGGAAAAGAAAAGGAUGUUUGGAAGCUUAAUAGGCAAUAAGCGAGGUUUUGGUUGGUGAAUGGCGGCUAGCUGUGGAGGCGAAGGAAGGACUCAGAAAAGGAUAGUUAGUUACAGUGGAAGCGGCGCUUGGAGUUGAUAUAUGAAUGAAUGCGCAGUCUUCCUGUGGGAAAGAAGAAGAACAUUUGGGAAAGAAAGGGAGACAGAAUUGCUCAUGAAUCCUUCGCCAGCGCCUGGGGCUGGGUUGAAGCGUAGCAUUCACGAACAUGAUGACGCCGGGUGAGGGGGUGAGCCAGUCAUGUUCAAGGAAUCGUUUCAGCCUCGUACCUUUUCUUUGCGCCAGUGGUUUAGCGGAUGCAAAAAAGCAGACACCAUGACUCGAUUUGCUGUUAAAGGAAACCUGGAAAUGGGACAGACACACACAUACAAAACACCUCUAUCCUUGUGCUUACAUUACAGGGUCUGAAGAAUCCUUGAUGGUCAGCCAUGUUGCCGGGCGUGGCUGGUAACAACAGCCUUAUUUGUGGGGGGGGGGAUGUCAAUGUCUGCACUGUCUGCAGUCGGCGAAUCUGCUGCAUCAUCUCAGUGGCUUGUCGCCCCCAAAACAUGUUAAACUCGUUUGCUGUUGAGCCACAACGUGGUCAGAACUUACAAGACACAAGGGGGUAAGCGGGUGAGGGUCCUUGCUGAAGAAGCAAUUAAACACCAAGAGUGAUAUAUGAGUUGCGAGGGGUCUUGGGUUGUUCAUUUGGAACCCACAAUAUCCUUGUUGACCAAAACUUGAUACAAGCAGACAGACAAGACAGGCUGGCUGGGCUUUGCAGGUUUAGGCAUCGUUAGGGCAGACAGGUGCCUAGAGCCCUUGGGCACGCGGCCAACGGCGAGGGACUUAAAAGGAUCGCCAUCAUGUUGCUGUUCUCUUUCUUCGUUGUCAUCAAAUGACUCCCUCUUGCGGUAUUCUGGCUGUGGGCUCCGGAGGGUAUCUUGUCACCACUUUAAAUACUUGAGCGAGUACCUGGGUUGGUGGUUUUAACAAUCAAUUCUACACAUUUACUCGAUCUAGGAAGAUACCAACAAUGGCGCCCACGAACUCCGAGCCAGUUUACUUCUGGAAACCAGAAUCAGAGAACGGCUAUCUGGGUCAAUGGUAUCCGUCAGAGUUUACUUGGGACAGGAAUCUUGAUGACGAGGAUGACGGCGUCGAAACCCUCAAAUAUGACAAUGCUGAACAAUACAUGAUGCACCAAAAGGGCCUCCUUUUCGCGCCAGACGACCCCGUCACGCACCAGAUUCUCUCACAGGACUCCACACCACCCCAUCCCGCAGAGCUCAGGAGCCUAGGCCGGCAAAUUCCCGACUUCGACGACGCAGUGUGGAAGAAACAUCGCUAUAAGAUCGUCGUCGAGGGCAAUUACCUCAAAUUUACUCAGGACCCUCAGCUCAAAGCAAAGCUUUUGGCUACGAGGGACAGGGAACUGGUGGAGGCCAGUCCGCGGGAUCGGAUAUGGGGUGUGGGGUUCGGGGCGAAGAAUGCUGGCGCGAGGAGGAAGAACUGGGGUUUGAAUUUACUUGGAAAGGCGUUGAUGGAGGUAAGGGAACGGAUUCGAAAGGAAUUAUUGGAAGAAGAGGAGCUGGCGAUUGGUGGUAGUGGCGGUGGUGGCGGUGGAGAGAAGGCUGUGUAGUAAAUACCUGCUCAUGGCUAGGGUUGUUAGGCUUUCGCCGCCGUCAUAUUUGAAGUGAUAGUUAUCUCCCAAGAACCGACAAUACCCCGAAAGGAGAUACUUUUACCUUUGACGAAUCCUAUGAUCUUGCUUUGGGUAUAUUUAUGCUAUUGUGGACUAUAGUUAUAUAUAUUUCUACUCUGCUGUACGGACCACGGAGUGCAGUCGACUAGUUAUUUUAAAUAAGCUGGAAAAUCAACUUUGAAUUCAAUUCUCGCCCAACCUGACAGUCAACCUCACUCACCCUCAUACCAUACCUCAUAUCAAUUCCCGUCAUCGAAAAACUCCCUCCCUCCCAUGUUCAACCCAGAAAACAUCGGAGUUUCGCAUCGGAGUUUCUUUCCUUCCCGGAUGUUAGUUACGGAGCACAUACUAACUAACGAAUGGCUCCGGGUCAUAAUGUUCCAACACUGUCAAGCUUUCAUCAACGUCAUACUGACCCAUCGUUCCCAGAAAUAACUUACCUUAUAAAGUGUGCCAAAACUAAGUUAACAAAAGAUAUAAUUACAUAUGAUACCUAGCGAGGUCCCCUCAAACCCAAGCAAAGGCUUCUUAAGGAGAAAAGAAAUCUCACUCGUGCUAUAAACCAAUUUUUUUUUUUUUCUUUUUUCUUUUUGAACCACGUCCAUUUAGUGCGAAGCAAAACACCUGUCCGUCCUUGCCUCCCCACCAUGUUUUUUUGGAUACCAUUUCCGCUUUGCUUCCAAUUCGGAACAGACCAGAAUCCGUGUCGUUGCAAAGUAGUUGGUCCGACUUUAGGGUUCCUCACGACUAUCUUAAGUGCUAUCGUGCUGUGGCCUGCAUCACUCUUUUGCGGGUGCUGGGCUACCAAGACCGGGACCCAGCUUCUCGGGGCUCCAGUGGAGUGGAACGGAAAAGUCAACCAGGCCAUCCCAUUCUGAUCAGGGGCGUUCGAACGGAUGUAUAUUCAUGUGGAACCAGUUAGGUAUCAGAAUUAUGCUGCAUGUUAGAUGGUUGAUAUUUGCGCAUGAAAAAACUUUCAAUGCAUAGAUAGUGUGCAUUGAUUUUAUAAGGACAAAUUCAACCUUUCUUUUCUUUUGGGGAUAUUGUGAAUUUCUCUUUGAAGAUAUUUUGUUGUCUUUCCACAAGGGUUUCAGAUGAUAACUAAAUAUAUUCUGAAUACAUUCUUUUCCUAUGGGAUUUCUCUUAUCACUUAACUGCAGCAAUUUCAGGUUCAGUAAGUCUUGAACAUAUCAAUCAUAUCAACAUUUUGACACAGCACAUUCUAGAUUGACUGCCAACAUGUUCUAUGAAGUACCUCUUCAAUCUGAGCUGGAUUGGAAUUGAAUUUAUUCUGAUUCAAGUUGAGGUACUUUUUUACUGUUCACUACACAGCACACAGGAACAACACACAAAAUGAGCCAGUGCUCAGUGCUGAUGUUAAGCCUGCUACUUGACAUGACAUUGCCAAUGAAU